CUCUCUUAUCUUUGUGGAGAGUACCAAACCACAGAGAGAGUAAACUAUUAAAUACAAAGAGAACCCCAAAGAAGCUAAUAUUCACCGUUUCGCCGCAAAGUUUUUAUUUCCGAACAUUUAACACCCCUCAAAACAGUUUAACGCUGCCAUGUGUGGAGGAGCUAUAAUCUCCGAAUUCAUCCCUCCGCCGAACUCCCGCCGCGUCACCAGCGAGUUUAUCUGGCCGGAUCUGAAAAAUCUGAAGAAGAAGAAGUCGAGGAAGCGAUCUGAUUUCUUGGAUCUGGACGAUGAAUUCGAGGCUGAUUUCAAAGGGUUUAAGGAUGAUGAUUCGUCUUUUGACUGCGAAGAUGGAUUCGAUGUGAAGCCCUUUGCCUUCACCGCAGCUUCCCUUCCCACCAACGUCGCCUCCACUGGUUCAGUUUCUGGCAAGAAAACCAUAGAGUCUGAUGAGAAAUCUGGCAAGAGGAAGAGAAAGAAUCAGUACAGGGGAAUUAGGCUGCGCCCAUGGGGAAAGUGGGCAGCCGAGAUCCGCGAUCCUAAAAAAGGCUCACGAGAAUGGCUUGGAACGUUCGAAACCGCUGAGGAAGCUGCAAGAGCUUAUGACGCAGCUGCGCGCAGGAUCCGUGGCGAUAAAGCCAAGGUGAACUUCCCUGAGGAGGUGAUCAGUAAUCUUAAGAAGCCAGUGGCUAAACCAAACCAUACCCCAGCUUUGGUUCAGCCGCCAACACAUGUGGGUCAGUACUGCAACAACAACUCCUUUGACAACAUGGGACAUGACUCCUUGAGUUUUAUCGAGGAGAAGCCUCAGAUGUACAACAAUCAGUUCUUCGAUGUUGGACAGUAUUUCAGCUCUGAUCAGGGUAGUAACUCGUUUGACUGCUCUGAGUUUGGGUGGAGUGAUCACGCCCCCAAGACACCACCGGAGAUCUCUUCAAUGCUACUCAAUAACAACCGAGCUACCCUUGCUGAAAAAACCAACGCAGCCAAGAAGGUCAAACUCAACUCUGAGGACGAGACAAGCGACAAUGAUGAUCUGAUGGCGUACCUUGACAACGCCCUGUGGGAGUCUCCUUUGGAAAUGGAAGCUAUGCUCGACGUAGAUGUUGCUGCUGAUGGUGUGGCUCAGAAAGAGGCAAACCCAAUGGAGCUGUGGAGCUUAGAUGAUAUCAACUUUAUGCUGGAUGGAGACUUCUGAAGUGUUUGAUGCGUUGCCUAGUUUGUAAAUAAAGCUGUGUGUGUGUGUGUGUUGGUGAGUUUCAAGCCCAUUGUGAAGACAAACAGCCGUAACUUUUACUUAAUCUUCAGUUUGGUUUUUGUGUUUGUUGUCUCACAGGGUUUUGUUUUGUAUCCCUAAGACUUGUUUAACAAGUAUAAUAAAAACGGUGUUGGAACCUCUGUUUUUUUUUAUGA
Molecule: messenger RNA, 1410 nt
Organism: Brassica oleracea var. oleracea
Lineage: Eukaryota; Viridiplantae; Streptophyta; Magnoliopsida; Brassicales; Brassicaceae
Product: ethylene-responsive transcription factor RAP2-2-like
Exons: 2
Coding region: 149-1195 (348 amino acids)
Biological process (GO): ethylene-activated signaling pathway; regulation of DNA-templated transcription
Molecular function (GO): DNA-binding transcription factor activity; DNA binding
Source: RefSeq, a predicted model, not a curated record